Molecule: messenger RNA, 4022 nt
Organism: Stomoxys calcitrans (stable fly)
Lineage: Eukaryota; Metazoa; Arthropoda; Insecta; Diptera; Muscidae
Gene: wcy
Product: WW domain-containing adapter protein with coiled-coil homolog
Exons: 13
Coding region: 853-3546 (897 amino acids)
Biological process (GO): positive regulation of TORC1 signaling; regulation of autophagy
Cellular component (GO): nucleus
Molecular function (GO): chromatin binding; RNA polymerase II complex binding
Source: RefSeq, a predicted model, not a curated record
AACCAAGAAAAUUUUUUUUUCAAUCAAGUGAAAUAAGAGAUCUUUUAAAUUCUAAAGAAAUUUUUUUACACGAUUUUUUAACCAAAAUUUGUACAAAUAACACAUAAUUUUCAACGCAAAUUCGUUCAAUACGAACGGAUAUCAAUUUGCGUUCUUAUUUGAUAGUUAUUUUAAAGAUUUUGCGUUAAGAAGAAAUGGCCAGCUAGAAAUGGUAGACGUCGUCGUUGUCUCUACGUACUAAGAUCCCUCAAUUGACGUGAAAAUCAGAGUAUAGCGCUUUCUCAACGAAAAAAAGUAGAGAAAACACGUUCCAGUAUUUUGGCCGAAAAUUUUUUAUUUUUUCGUUACAAAUAGCCAAAGAGAAGUCGUCGCAGUCUUCUAAUUGAAGACAAAGUUGCAUUAUAUAUUGAAAUUAAAGGAAAUUGGACUUCUUCGCAUUUCAUAUGCAGCAGCAACAGUAGCAGCAGCAUAUGAAAAAUAAGGUGUAACCUCUUUUUUCCACUACACCACAUAGAAGAAGAAAACUUACAAAUAUUAGAAACUUUGCAAAAUUUCCGGGCCUUGAGAGGAAGCGCAGCGCACUGCACGAACGGAAAGGGCAGACAGUUUGACGCAUCCGAUUUGACAGAAUUGCAUUGCCACCGACCGACCGUCUUGUCGAAAGCGGGCCCCAGAGAGAAAUUUUGCAAUUAUCAAACACAAAUCUGAUAUUGAAGAAGAGGCCACACAGCCGUAAAAGGCCCAGCAACAAAAAGUUUCGGUAAAUUACGGAAAGCGGAGCAGCAGGCAAGCAAUCAUUGAUCGUGGGACGUAGUUAAUCGGAAAAAGGAAACUGGCGUAAACUUUGCAUUGAUGGUAAUGCAUGCUAGAAAACCGCAACGCAUGAACGAUGGCUACUUUGAGAAGCACCAAUCUCAUUCGUAUCAGAGUUCCAAGUACAGUUCAAAACGAGAUUAUGAACGCGAUCGUUCCUCGAACUAUCGCGACCGCGACCUUUCACCAGCUGGCGGAGGCGGACCAUUAAAUAAUGGUAAUUCAUAUCGAUCACAAUCUCCUGAAAUAGAUUCACCAUCAUCCAGGGGACACGGUUCACACGAUAUACGUGAUCGUGACCAUCGUGGUGAUCGUUUCAGUUAUAUACAAAAAAUGAGAGAUCGCGAUCGUGAUAUUUAUAAAAAGGAUAAAUAUUCAGAUAAACGCGAUCGUCGUGACCGUGAUUCUGAAUCGCAUCGCACGAACCAUGACAGGAUUGAUAGACGUGGAGGAGGCGGAAGUGUUAGUGGAGCCAAGCUCUGUUCUUCCAGCAGUGGAGAUAAACGUUCGGGUUCAGACGAUCGCGAUCGAGACCGUGAUCGAGAUCGUGACCGCGAUCGUGAUCGCGAUCUAAGAGAUAAACGAGACAGAGAUUCACUGAGAGAGCGCGACCGAGAUCGUGAUCGUGACCGUGAGCGCGACAGAGAUCGCAGUGCUCGUGGUGGUGAUGAUCGUGAACGUGAUCGAGGUGGUGGAGGCGGUGGUGGUGGUGGCAGCGGUGAUCGUAAUGAUCGUGGUGAACGCAUAGCAAGAUGUGGUGAUUGGAGUGAACAUGUCAGUUCUUCGGGAAAAAUGUAUUAUUAUAAUUGUAAAACAGAAGUCUCACAAUGGGAAAAACCAAAGGAAUGGAUGGAACGUGAGCGAAACCAGCCGCGAGAUCAACAUCGUGAAAAAGACUAUCGCGACAAGGAGCGCGAUAGAGAUCGCGAAGAACGUUUUUCCAGAUCAUCAUAUAAACAUUCCAGUUCUCGUGGCAAUUCCCGGGUGAGGUGGAACUAUGAUAACGAUAGUGGCCCACCAAAUCAUCGAAGGCGUAUAGAUGGACGUUUAUCUGAAAAUCCUGAUAUGGAUAUAAGUCCCGGCGACUCAACGCCCACAUCGGAAGCCAGUUACUCAUUAACGGGCACUCCCACCACCUACGUGGGUGGCAAUCAACACAACGACCAAGCAUUGCCAUCAGCAACAGUGGUCUUACCCAAUGCAUUGCCUCGUUUGGCUUCACAUCCCAAUGCCUCUAGUAAUAUGACCUCUUCCUCUGUCAACGUCAGCAGUCAAUCAUCGGCCGCCGUUUCAUCGAUGCAUUAUCCUGCUGCAGCGUGUCCGAAUACAGCUGCGGCGGCAUCAGCAACCGCUGGCGGCAUGAUUGGUUCUGGGGUGGUGGUUGGUGGAGCUACUAUGUUACCCGCAACAGGUCUUGCUACAACAAAUUUAGCAGCGACGAUACCAUCGACAGCCACAGCCUCACUGUCAAACAGUGGCAGUAAUAGCAAUCAUAGAAAAUUGGAUGCUGUAACUGCGUUACAUCAAUCCCAUAUGGGAGCUGUUGGAUCGCCUAAUACCACAGUUCCGACAUCCUCGAGUCAAGUGGAUCAUCAUUUAAAUUCAAAUGCUCCUGGUCCGCCAAAAUUAGGUUCUAAAGAUCCCGCUUUGUUAAUGCGCCAACAACAGAUUCAUCAUCAUUUAGCAACACAGGAUGGUCAUCUCAUUUCUUCUAGUACAGGGGAUAAUAAUCAUGCUACAGCACAGCAGGUUAUGAACAUAAGGGAGAAUGCUCUUAAUUCACCUUUAUAUAACCUAACACAUGCUCAUGGCAUGUCGCCCAUGGGUUAUAGUAAAAGUCCUAUAACAUCAUCGACAUCAGCGUCAUCGGGCAAUGCUGUGCCCGCGAAUGCUGGUCAACUACACGCAGCGUCAGCCCAUACGAAUAAUGUCAAUAGUGGCGGUAUGCCUAUUGCUAGCCUAGCUGCUGCAACUUCAUAUUCCUGCACCAAUCCCUAUGGACUAAAGACUGCUGAUGGUAACGUGUUAAGUAGUAACAACGUUGGCAUGAAUUCCCUUAAUGCCGCUGCUAAUGUUGGCGUAGUGGGCGCUGGUGGCGCUGUUGGUGUUGGUGGCAAUAAUGCAUUAUGUUCCACAUCAAUGCUGUCUGCCAAUUCCAAUGUCAUCAAUAUAACCGGUGCAAUUGUUGGUGGAGGAGGAGGUGGUAAUGUUGGAGGUGUUGGCUCCGUUGGCGUUGGUGUUGUUUGUAGUGGCAGUGUUGUUAAUAUGAAUGUUAUACCGGGUGAGGGACCACCGACACCAACACAGGAAUUAGAUUUAAGCGGUAGUUCAUCGAUAGAUCCCCAACAAAGAAAAUUGGAAGGCACAACAUCGGCAUCGUUAAGUACUUUGCAAAGUUGUGUUUCAAAUUCGAUACAGGCUGGUCGUUCACAAGGACCUGAAAUCUCUACAAAAUUAAGCAAAUAUUUCAGAGGCGAUCUAAUUACACAUGUUACCAAUUGGGCAGCAGAUCAAUUAGAAAAACAGGCGCAGAAAUGUUCGGAGGAGGCACAUCUCUAUGGCGAUUUACAGUGUACAAAAGUAUCGGCCGAGUUAAAAUGUGCGAGAAGUUUAGUUAGAAUAACUGAAAUUACAGCAACAUUGCAAGAACAAAAAAUUAUGUAUUUACGCCAGCAAAUACGUCGAAUAGAAGAAUCAAAAUCACAAAAUUCAUUUAUGUCCGAUGAUCUAUAGCCAAUUACAAUAAAAGGAGCCGCAGAAGCGUUGAUUUAAACCGAUCGAUGUCUAUGGAGAAUAGCAACUAUUCUCUGGACAACUUCAAAGAGCCCCCAACACACAGAACCCACACACACAACACAUACAGAGCAAGAAGCAGCGCAAGCAAAUAACAAUUUCUUUCUGUUCAAUAAAGAAUGAGGUAAUCUAACAAAAAUAUUAAGCAAAAGAAAAUAGUUAAAGAAAACUUUGCGCAUAUUGAAUGAAAAUAAUAAUAAAUAAAUGCAUUAAAUUAAACAAAACAAAAAAUAAUAACAAAAUCCAGAAACCGAAUGAAAAAGUAAAAAUUAAUUUCAAAAACAAAAUCAACCCAACUGCAAAAAAAAGGAAAAUAAAUUAUUCAGACAACAACAACAACAAAACCCCACACACACAGAUACAAAUAACAGAAAGAGCAUAAAAGAAUAAAUAAAUAAAAUUGAUGAAUAAUUAUA